Penicillium diatomitis is the source of this 1401-nucleotide messenger RNA. RefSeq lists its product as uncharacterized. Bases 1 to 1401 code for a protein of 466 amino acids. The transcript is spliced from 2 exons. The record is from RefSeq and is a predicted model, not a curated record. Lineage: Eukaryota; Fungi; Ascomycota; Eurotiomycetes; Eurotiales; Aspergillaceae.
AUGGGUUUCUUCGCGACUUCUGAAAAACGCGCUGGCGGUGGUGGCAGCUCCAGCUCAACCGACUCCGCCGCCUCGGAUCGCUCCAGAAGCACAGCUCCUACGCUUCUGAGCGAUCGCGUCGUAUCGGGCGGUCGUCACCCCAAAUGGUCUGACUACGAAUACCUGGAUGGAACUCCAAUUUCGGUCUCUGUGGAAGAGGAUGACGAAGAAGUAGAGGAGGAUUACGACGAGGGCUUUGAAGAUGAAGACGAUGGUCAUCACCGAUCUCAACAAUCCGUUUCAACGUAUGCCUCCUCGACACCCUCGCAUGACCAUGAUAUAUCCGAGGAGCCUCUUUUUGAGGUAGAAGACAGAGAUGAGCGAUUCCCAUCGGAUGCGUUGGCAUCCACCCCAUCCUCCUUUGGAAGUCUCUUCCCAUCGACGCGUCGCUUGCUUAUUCGUCACGACGACGCAACUAUCGAUGGCAACAUGAACCUCCGGGUCGACACAGUCGUUCCUUGCCGGGAUGGCUACCAACAAGAUGUCAUCCUCUUUCAUCUGCGCAUGUACGAUCUCUUCUCCCGCAAAUUCUCCUUCCGUCGAUACUGCCGGGACUCGGGCCGCGAGGUCUGCCACUCAACCCGCAAGGAGACCCAGUCGGCACAUGAUCGACGGCCUGUCUUUCGUCGAUCUUUGAGUAGCAUGUUUGCCAGUCUACGACCGGGUUCCAGUCACAGCAGUCAUCACAACGGAUGCACACAAACGAAUGACCGACCCAAGCGGCGCGACUCCGGAUAUGGUUCAGACAUGAAGCAUGAUCCAAAAUCCCAUGCCGCCGACUCCGCCAAGGCGGAUCCUUCAUCCUGCCUUUCAUCCUCUUCACCUUCCUCUUCUUCACCUCACACACAAGACAGAAAUCUCACCGACACCAUCCUGCUGGAGUUCUCGAAUUACGCCCACGUCGAGGUGAAGCGCCGAGGUGGGACCGGCGCCAAUCGCUACGAGUACGAGUACUGGAGUACUCGGUAUCAGUGGCGCUGUGGAUCUCGUCGCGAGGGAGACCUGCGGGAGUUCUCAUAUCAUCUAAUUGACACGAAGACGUCCAAAACCAUUGCUCAUUUGGUUCCAGACAUUUUGACACCAAUAGAGGCGAUGGAGGAAGAGAGUAAGGGAGGAUGGGUGCCGCCGUCCAGUUUGUGGAUCAGCGACCCCACUGUAUACGGGCGAAUGCCCGAUAUCGCGGAUGUCAUUGUCGCAACGGGUCUCAUCACACUUGUGGAUGAUUGCAUUCGACGUCGCUGGCAUCGAGAACGCCGUGCAUCAACUCUCUCUUCCACCGGCGCCGCGUUAUCGCGAAGUUUGGAGCGGAUGGGUCCACGUCGCCUGAUCGGCGAGGUUCUCCAUCGGCGAGGCUCCGCAUAG